ACACUUUAUUCACAAUGGCAUCAGAUAUCUUCUGUUUAAAGAAGCAACUUAUUAUAUACGGGGCACACCAUAAUAAUAAGAUAAACGUAGCGAUUCAUAUGAUAUUUGUCCCAACUAUCCUUUGGACCGCGCUCGUCCUCGUUUCAAAUACUGGUCCUCUCAUCAAUGUUGACGGUACUGUAUUUAGUUCUUUAAAACCAUUCGGCCCGAAUCUCGCAUUCUUCACGAUUGUUUUCUAUUCGAUUUAUUAUGCAAUUUUGGAUCCUAUUGCUGCAUCAUUAGCCUCUCCUAUUCUCUUGCUUAUGAGCUAUACAGCCACCAAAUUUCUGCAAACGACUCCUAAUGCUAAUAGAAUUGCUCUCUACAUCCAUAUUGCUUCCUGGAUUUUUCAGUUUAUUGGUCAUGGUGUGGCCGAGAAAAGACGCCCAAAAGUGUUUGAUAAUCUCGUACAAGCACUCGUAUCAGCACCCUACUUUGUCUUUUUUGAAGUCCUAUUUUUCUUUGGCUAUCGUCCUGAGCUCUACAAAGAAAUAACAGUCGAAAUCCAGAAAGAUAUCGCUGAAUUCCGUGCAAGAAAAGGCAAGCCUAACUAUCAACCAGUUCAGUAACUCAUCUAUUCAAUACUUUAUUUUGUACUAUUACCACUGCGGUAGAACAUUAAACCGCUACCAAAAUAUUUUUACUCGUUAUUGUGGAGGUUAAUCAAGCAAACAUAAGUAAACUUUAUACUAAUUCCUGAUAUUGGGUCCUGAGAGUUGCCAAAUGUUUUCAACUAGUUUAAUCAGUUUGUAGGCAGUAAAUCUCUUGCAUUGCAUCUCAAAAAGCAUAUUCGUCUUAUUCUGGACAAAUAUAUAGGGGAAAACCAGCUUUCCACCAAUAAAUAACGCUUCAAUAGCAAGAAAUUUUGCGUAAUUGCUUACACAAUUUUCUUAUAGUGUGAUGUGGAAUAUCAUGCUUCAGAUAAUACAAAUCCUCAUUAACCUUCAAUUGCCUAAUUUUGCUUAUGUUUAUCACUUUUUGACUUGGAAGUCGAUUGUCAAUUCAUUGAGGGCGCAAAGCGGAAUAUCACGUGCGGGGCUGUCUCAUUUUUGAGCCC
This is a messenger RNA of Mycotypha africana, 1096 nucleotides long. RefSeq lists its product as uncharacterized. The coding region runs from base 15 to 608 and encodes 197 amino acids. The record is from RefSeq and is a predicted model, not a curated record. The transcript has 5 exons. Gene Ontology annotation, cellular component: endoplasmic reticulum. NCBI's taxonomy places the organism in Eukaryota, Fungi, Mucoromycota, Mucoromycetes, Mucorales, Mycotyphaceae. Gene Ontology annotation, biological process: sphingoid catabolic process.